GUCUUCUGAAAAUCCCAUUCGACGUUGGACCGCUGGGGGAAAAAAAUGUCAUUGAAGGUUCGAGCGACUUUCGUGAUGAGGUUUUUCUUCUUGGCUUUUGUCGUGGGCGGGGCCUCUGCCUUUCUGGCCACGCCCCUCAACACGAGCGACCCUGACAUCGUCAAUAUUCUGUGUCCGAGUCAGAUGAAAGGCGAGACCCGGGACCACGAGUGGCUGACGCGCGAGGCCAUCCGCCGCAACAUCCGGCGGUUCUUCAUGGCCCACCCCCCCCGCCCGGAUUUCUUCGUCCCCUACGAGGCCACGCUGACGGAGCUCUACCACGCCUACUACGGGAGCACGUCGUCGCCCACCAGGUUCAUCAAGGCGGUCAACUCCAUCGCCGCUUCUAACGUGAGGGCGGAUUCGUCUGCGCAACUUAGAUACGACCCAGCCAUCCAAGCCGACGGAGAAAGCCUCGAGGAACUGCAGGCGAUGCUCAUUGCCAGAUAUCCCCAGAUCCUAACUUCCAUCCUCCACGACGAGUCCUACUCAGCGGCCAGAGCUCUCCUCGGCACGUCCUAUCACUCCAUCCAGAAGUUCUACUCCCACUCCACCUGGAUCGAGCAAGGAAACGUUGGCAUCCUCGAAGGCCUCGGUAUCCCAGGCUCGGAUCUGGGCGACCUAGCGGGCGAGAGUGACAAUGUUUGCACCUCUUGCGCAAGUCCUCAGGGCGAGUGUUCGGCCAACAUCCUCUUGGGCUCCGGCCUCAGCACGGGCUAUUACGAAUACGAAGACGAAGUCGGUGCCAGUUUCAUGAUUCCGAAACCGCCCACGGGCGGGAAGUGCAGCCACGGCGGGGCGCUGGACCUGAGUGCCUACCAGCCUGCCGAAGGAGGCAUCAACAAGGACACGACUUCGCCUUGCUUUUCGCCACACUUCUAUCUUCAUGCUGAUGCGGCCGAGAUGGCGGUGCAGGCAACGGACCACUACCUCACCGUCAUCCUGGAAGCCGUAGGAGCCGAGAAAUACAGGCGCCUUUUCGAUCUGUACUUUGGCUCCGCGCUGUCCAUUUGCAUAGACACAACGGGUUCGAUGGAAGACGAUAUUCAGGCUGUGAUCAAUCAGGUUGAGCAGAUCGUGUCCCAUUCGACGGUCGAAUUGUACAUCCUCGUUCCCUUCAACGACCCAGCGGUUGGACCUGUCGUCUCCACCAGCGACCCUCAGGAGUUCUUAGACGCUGUUAACGCUCUCUACGCCCACGGAGGAGGCGACGGACCCGAGAUGUUCUGGGGGGGACUUCAAAUGGCUUUAAAAGAGACUCCAGAUUACGGCAAUAUUUUCUGCUUCACCGACGCCGACGGGAAGGACGGAGACCUGAUGGAGGGCGUGAUCAGCCUGGCGCAGCAGAAACAUGUCAAGGUCACCGUGAUCCUAAGCGACAUCUUCAAGAAGGACACCCAAGCGGACAAGACCAAGCAAACCAGGCUCAUUACCAGCGUCGAGGAAUACCAACGCCUGGCUGACUCCACGGGCGGCCUCCUCAUCUCCACGGACAAGUUUGAUGUCAGUGAUAUUGUCGCCAUCAUCGGGGAGGGCGUCGAGACGUCCACGGUGACCAUUGAGAGUUUGGCCGAAAUCACAGGCAACCAUUCAGUGUCCCUCCCCAUCGACGACUCUGUCUUGGAUUUCGAAGUCCGGAUUACUGGAGUCAUCAGUCAAGCUCUUCUUUAUGACAUCACAGGCACAUCCUACGACCUGACGGACAAGGGCGCCCUGGAAGCGACUCCGGGCGUGGAAGUGGUCUCCCACACGGGGACCUUCCUCGCCGUGCGCUUCCUCGCCCCUCGCUACGGCCUCUGGAAGCUCUCCGUCGACUCCGCCUACGCCUCCGCCUACGCCCUCGCCGUCUCCGCCACGUCGUCCUUGGACUUCCUCGGCGACUUCGCUCUCCUGGAUCCGUCGCCGCCACACCCGCACUACCGGAAGACCGAGGGGCGUCCGCUUACCAACACUGUCUAUUACCUGGAGGUCACGCUUGUGGGUCACCUGGAGAGCGAGGUCACCAACGUCAACAUGGUCGAAUUUGUGGACAAGUCAGGGACGGUCCUUCGAGAGAUAGCGUACGCAGGGGACGUGGCUGACCAGAUGUACAUCCGCACGGAGCCUCUGCCUGACCAUCCCUUCUACGUCAAGCUCUCGGGUCAUGUUAGUUCAGGCAAUAUGUUCACGCGAAUGAUGCCCGUCCUGAUAACACCCGUGGAGACGAGCGUGGAGGUGUGGGCUACCCUGCAGGAUCUCUCGGCCAAACCGGGUGACUCGGCUUCAGCGAAAUUCGUCGUCGCCAACUACGGCCUCGAGUCCUACUUUAACAUCCACGGCACAGACGAUAUGGGAUUCCUCGUGAAGAUGGAGCCGGAGAGGCUAUACCUGAAGAACAACGAGUCGCUGCCAGUCACGGCGUCCUUCCAAGUGCCACUCGACGCUACCCACGGCACUGUGAGCACCGUCAUCGUUACCGCUCAGAGUGUAAAGCAAACGCAAUCGGUCAACAGUGCCAUUGCGCAUUUCGUUGUUCUUCCGCAGGAAUCCGACUUCGAUAUACCCAUAUGCGAACUGUCCAAUAGUCCGAAUUGCACUGGCUUCAACUUCAAUGGCAUUUGCAACAGCAUGCAAUGGACGGCUCAUGCAACGCUCAGGGACACUCGAUCAGGUCUCUACCGCGUGGACGCUGUUCCUGAAGGCGACAGUGUCACCGUCUCAGGAUUCACGCCGGGGACAACAGCUGACGUCACUGUCGACUACACUGCCACCUGUUGCACCACGCAGGUUGAUAUCAUCGGCGUGGACGGCGUGGGGAACGUGGGGAAGUGUCACAUCGACCUGGGGAUUCUUGGGGGUCUUAUCUACGACUUCGAGGUGGACGAUGUUGGCGAGACAUGGGUGGUUCUCCACUGGAACAUCACACCCUCAGACUAUCCCAUUAACUACUACGACCUUAGCAUCAAUGGUGUUCCCUCUCAACACGUGACUUGUCGUGAUUUAUAUUGCCGAGCCCUGGUGACGUACGUAGACCCGUGUUCCUUGCAAGCUUUCAACAUCACUCCUGUGUUCGAUUUCCACGGAACGGACAUGGCUGGGUUAUCGGCCUAUACGGAUGCUGUGACUCUCGAUAAAGAGCCUGGUAUACCUUAUAACGGGACGGAGAUCGACGCGACUGAGACGAGCAUCACUAUCUCGUGGCAUCCGCACCCCGACCACGUCCUCUGCAGCUACAUGUUCGAGGUGUGCUACUUCGAAGUGGGGACAGACCCGAGCGCCGGCCUCUGCGAGCGAACAGCUGAUACCUUCUACACGAUGCAGGGCCUCGGCGAGUGCAAGGCUUAUAUUGCAGACGUGGCGGCUCUCUCGCCUUCGGGAAUGCAGAGUGCCAACCUUGAGUUCUAUGGUGUCACCCUCUGCGACGGUCUGCCCAGGGUAGGAGGACGAGGAGGAGGAGCGGACUCAGCUCUCAGAUUCAUCCCUCAGAGCACGAGUGUGGCACUAACAUGGCCCCAGACUGAUGCCACAAGUUUCCAGGUCUGUUAUUCCGAAGUAGGACGAACCCAAGACCACCAAGUGUGCGAGAGGACUUCUAAAACAUCCUAUGCCAUCCAUGGACUUCAUCCUUGCCAGGCAUACGCCACGGAGGUCACGUCCUUAGAUCCUACAGGGAAAAGGAUGCACCGAGAAAAAUCCUAUGCUGUUACACUGUGCUCUGGAAUGUCUUAGGAAAAAAAAGGCCGUUGGUUUUAAUUAGAUUUUUCCUUUUUUUUUUUUUUUUUAGUGACGUUCAUGAGAUGUGGAAUAUUUUUUUUUUAUUUUCGCUUCUCUUGAUAUGUUUAGUAUAUAAUGUGUUUGUAUAUAUCUAUCUGUGCAUCAAUGGAGAAAAAAUUGGGAAGUAGAUUAUUUAGGUAGAUAUGAAUUCAAUGACUUGACAAAAGCGAUGAGACAUGAGUAAGAUCAAAUGAAAAUAGUUAUUUUGUGGCUUGCGAUAUAUUAAAACAUUUACUAGGUGUGACAUAUGGCAGGAUUGUGUGCUAUCGUACCUUAAUAAACAUCUUGAAUAUA
This is a messenger RNA of Penaeus indicus, 4086 nucleotides long. Its product is annotated as von Willebrand factor A domain-containing protein 7-like. The record is from RefSeq and is a predicted model, not a curated record. The transcript is spliced from 24 exons. Gene Ontology annotation, molecular function: protein binding. The coding region runs from base 46 to 3747 and encodes 1233 amino acids. Lineage: Eukaryota; Metazoa; Arthropoda; Malacostraca; Decapoda; Penaeidae.